Molecule: messenger RNA, 1314 nt
Organism: Colletes gigas
Lineage: Eukaryota; Metazoa; Arthropoda; Insecta; Hymenoptera; Colletidae
Gene: PCID2
Product: PCI domain-containing protein 2
Exons: 5
Coding region: 122-1303 (393 amino acids)
Biological process (GO): post-transcriptional tethering of RNA polymerase II gene DNA at nuclear periphery; transcription elongation by RNA polymerase II; poly(A)+ mRNA export from nucleus
Cellular component (GO): transcription export complex 2
Molecular function (GO): double-stranded DNA binding; RNA binding
Source: RefSeq, a predicted model, not a curated record
GCUUGUUUGGAUUUAUACUGUAGGGGUGUAGCAAUGUUUAAAAACUUUUUAUUGUAGAAAUACUACUGUAAAAGUAAGCCUUUAAAAUAAAUUAUUAAUACAUACGUAUAUUAAUAUUAUAAUGGAUUCGUACAUAAUACAGGUCCGACGUGCGUGGUUAAAUCAGGAUGGAGAUUCUUUAGCGGAUUUACUGUCUUUGAAACAUAGUCGUGUUUCACUUCCUCAAAUAGUAUCUGAAACUGCAAUGACAAAAGUAAUGGAACAUUUAUCCACCCCUCUUGACGACUUGGUAUUUUACCAUUUAAAAACUGUAGUAGCAAUGAACAAGGAUGAUUCGUUAACUAUGUAUAAUUAUCAGAGUUCUGCAGUACAGUCAUUAACAAAGAUCCUUCAAAUACAAAAAGAAGAGAACUGGAUGUUACCUGUCAUGAAUGUAAUGUGUUUGGAAUUAAGAUUAUUAGCAGUAUGCGCUGAAAAUACAAAAAGUAACAAAAGCAUGAAACCUGGAGAAAUUUUAGAAAAGUGUGCAGAUUGUCUGAUGGGCUGUUUUCGAGUAUGUGCUUGCGAUAAUCGCAGUUCAGAAGAUGACACAAAAAGAUGGGGAAUGCUGACAUUAGUUAAUCAGUUAUUAAAAAUUUACUUUAGAAUUAACAAACUACAUUUAUGCAGGCCAUUAAUAAGGGCAAUAGAGUCAUCUCCAUACAAAGCACAUUUUGCAUUAGCACAACAAAUUACUUAUAAGUUCUUUGUGGGUCGUAAAGCAAUGUUCGAUAGUGAUUACAAAGCUGCCGACGAAUAUUUGACUUAUGCAUUUGAACAUUGUCAUAAACAAUCAUCAAAAAACAAACGAUUAAUUUUGACAUAUCUUGUGCCAGUGAAGAUGUUACUAGGGUAUAUGCCAAAACAUAGCUUGUUAGAAAAGUAUAAUUUAAUGGAAUUUUGGGAGUUAAUGGAAGCUGUUAAAAGAGGAGAUCUACGUAAUCUUGAAAAAGUGAUGGAGAAACAUGAAUCAUUUUUUAUAGGAGCUGGAAUAUACUUAAUCGUGGAAAAAUUGAAAAUAAUAGCCUACAGAAAUUUAUUUAAGAAAGUAUAUUUAGUGUUAAAUAUACAUCAGAUUCCUGUUCAAAGUUUGCUAUUGGCUCUGCAGAUGCAUGGAAUCGACGAUGUUGAUAUGGAUGAAGUGGAGUGCAUUGUUGCAAAUUUAAUAUAUGAAGGAAAGAUUAAAGGUUACAUAUCUCAUCAGCAUAAGAAGCUGGUCAUCUCCAAGCAAAUUCCCUUUCCGCGACUUUCAACAAUACCCUAAUCAUUAUUGAG